AUGGAUGCCAACCAGUAUGGCGAAGAUAUGAAGGACUCCCAUCCAAUCAUGCUAGCAGAGGCAAGGUACCUGCUUGAGGGGCAGAAGGAAAGGUUCCGGGCGGACUUUAGGUCGAAUGCAUCAAAGGUGUUUAGAUCAACACUGGGAUACUUGGACGACUUCUGCAGGAUCAAGGACAAGUCUGUUGCUGAGGAUCUUCGCACGACGCUCUCUGGACUAGGGUUUGGUGAGGUGGAGAUAGCCCUGUUUGGCUCCCUGUUUCCCCAGUCGGUUGAAGAGGCCAAGUCUCUUGUGCCAUCGCUUGGGACGAGGGACGACGACGCCAUAAACCAGGCAGUAGAGAAGAUACAGCAGCUAAUCUGA
Molecule: messenger RNA, 363 nt
Organism: Encephalitozoon cuniculi GB-M1
Lineage: Eukaryota; Fungi; Microsporidia; Unikaryonidae
Product: DNA-directed RNA polymerase II subunit RPB4
Exons: 1
Coding region: 1-363 (120 amino acids)
Biological process (GO): mRNA export from nucleus in response to heat stress; transcription initiation at RNA polymerase II promoter; positive regulation of translational initiation
Cellular component (GO): RNA polymerase II, core complex; P-body
Molecular function (GO): translation initiation factor binding; nucleotide binding
Source: RefSeq, marked provisional